UUAUGUAGCACCUUGAACCUAUAUGACUCUGAAUAUCCCUUUUUUUUUUGCCCGUGUUUUGGCUCAGCAUCUGUUUGGGAUGGAAGAAAAAUUUGAAACUAGCGUUGUUUGUCAUCUGAGAGCUUCACUAUCAACUCUACCGAUUCACACAAAGGCUAAGCGCCAUAUUCAAUCAGAGCGGUUGAGUUUAAAAUUGAGGUGCAAAAGAGCUCAAUAUUCAUGUUAUUGGCACCGAAGGGGGGGUUCACACCAAAUGGUCUUACUUUGGUGCAGACCUUAUUUACAAGAUAUCGACUUAUCAUAUAUUGAAUUAGGUAAGCAAGGGAGACUAAUUAAAUCCAGCCAGCUGUGAUCAGAUCAAAAGUAUGUGGCUUAUAGUGGGAUACCGUGAGAGUUUGACGGCCUGUCAUGUGUCGCCUGCCCCGCAACGUUUUCGGAAAGCGCUGUAAUAGGGAAUGUUCAAUCAUUUCCCUCUCAGGCUGUCAGCCACCACCCCCCCCCCCAAGGAAACCCUCGACAGAUCCC
Messenger RNA from Serpula lacrymans var. lacrymans S7.9, 525 nucleotides. RefSeq lists its product as uncharacterized. The coding region runs from base 23 to 352 and encodes 109 amino acids. The transcript has 3 exons. Lineage: Eukaryota; Fungi; Basidiomycota; Agaricomycetes; Boletales; Serpulaceae. The record is from RefSeq and is a predicted model, not a curated record.